AGCCGGCGCGCCCACAAUGAGCCUGGGACGCAUGCAUCGAUGUCGCACAUGCAGCAGAUAUAAAAAUCAUGACGACGGCAUGAUGGCUGGUUGUUUGUUGACAUACACACUACGCACAUACACAUACUGCGUUUGCUUUCACCCAUCGAGGGGAGUCACUUCAUUCACCGGCUUCCGCUGCUGCUUCUUUGGUUUUCUACCCUGGCUUUUCUUCUUCCCUUCAACUCAUCUCUUUCCAUCUCUCCUGCAUCCCCCCAACAUCCUCUCGCAUAGAACUCUACAACUUCAGAUCCAACCACAAACACUCUCCACCACCCUCCAUACCGUUUCAUCAUCAGCAAUCAUGACCGACAACGCGAAGAUCAAGUCAGCGUUCAGCGAGCGCGAGAUUGUGCUCAUGGCUUGCGCCUUCAACGCCAUGAAGAGCCCUCUUGACAUCGACUACAACCGUAUGGCCGCACUCGCCGGAAUGUCCAACCCCCGCUCCGCCUCAAAUGCCAUGGCAACCAUCAAGAAGAAGCUUGCUGCCUCCCUUGACAGCACCCCAACUAACGGCACUACACCCCCCGCCAACGGCACCCCCACUCCCAGCACGCCCGCCCGCGGCCGCGGCAGGAAGCGCGCCGCCCCCACGCCGAGCUACGCCGAGGACGGCGAGGACGACGAAGCCGAGGCUGAGGCCGAGACUGCGCAGCCCAGGAAGAGGGCCAGAGCUGCCAAGGGACAAGCGCCGAAGAAGGCCGCUGCUGCUGCGGGAAAGAGGGGCGCGGCGAAGGUGAAGACUGAAGUGGUUGAUGAGGAGGCGGAGAGCGAGGGAGGAGAAGUGGACGGCGAAGGCGAGGCUGAUGCAGACCCCACGGCCGCCCUCGCCGCCGCCACCGCAGACAACGACAACGGCUACGGCGACGCCGUCUACGGCGCCGGCAGCACCGAGCUGGAAGUCUAGGCUCCGACAAUACCUACGCUCUACACGCCACGUACCCGACAGACACUUAGUUAAACGCCAUACGAGGCAAACGACGCACUCGAACAAACGGAUUCGCCCAGUUUACGCGGGAGCAAGCGUGCGUGCGAGCGACGGCUGUGCUGUGCUCAUGGUUGUGGUUGUUUUUGGCUAUGGCUAUGUGGCUGUCGACUGGGUCCGUAACGUUACGCCUUGCAUGCGUGCAGUCUGGCUGGGGUAAGAGCGCAGUGCGAACAGUUGGGUAGUGCGGGGUCUAGGAACUAGGGUGUUUUGGGGUGGUUUGGAUAUGGAAAAUGACGAUGAUGAUGGCGAUGGUGGUGGGCAAGACGACUACCUAGCUUGCUGGACUGGCUGGCUGGCUGGCUUUUUCCCUUUUUUUUUCUUUUACUCCUGUUCCUGCCUUUUCUCUUUCCUUCGAUUUCCCACUCAACAUUGCACAGCACG
Molecule: messenger RNA, 1408 nt
Organism: Aplosporella prunicola CBS 121167
Lineage: Eukaryota; Fungi; Ascomycota; Dothideomycetes; Botryosphaeriales; Aplosporellaceae
Exons: 3
Coding region: 344-946 (200 amino acids)
Source: RefSeq, a predicted model, not a curated record